GCCAGUGUUUACAACAUUGACAAAUUUCAUGGUAUUUUGAGGAAAUUUAAUUCCUGAAUUUUAUGGACUGUAAAUAUGACCGAAAAAUUCAUUUUCAAUGUGAUUUAUUGUUAAAGAUUAUGUAGUUUAAAUUGUGACAUUAGAUUUCGAGUUUAUAAAGUAAAGUAAUUUGAUGGAGAAUAGUUAGGACGGCACGACUCCUGGUGUUUCUUCACUAUUCAUGCUACCUAGUCCUGUUUUGCUUGAGUGAUUAUGGUUCCUACGAUGCGUGACGAUUGUGUUUUCACUCAUGAUAAGCCUAUGUACGCUGCGUGAGUGAAUCACAUAUGAAAUUUUGUGGUACUUAAAAAAGGUCGCGCUUCAGAUUGACCGUCGUCACAGUGAGUUUUGUCGGCAUCGUACAAUAACUCACCUCCUCCACAUCAAUAUGGCGGAUGUCACAUUUAAUCAUAAACAGCUGAUAGGGGAAACCAACAACAGAAAUGUGUUUACUGAAAAGUCUGAUGAAAUUGACAGCUGUAAAACUACUGAUAUUUUUCAACCUCUAGAAGCACCCUCUAAAAAUGGAGUAAAUGGGGAUGAUGAUACAACAGCGUCUAACAGACCAAUAGAUUUUGAUGCAAAAGGGCUUAAAGUUAAAGAAAUUGUUUCUUUAAAAAAGGAUUUAACCUCACAUUCUCAAGACAAUCAAAUUAAGGUUGCUGAAGUUUCAGAAAAUGAACAAAAUAAUUCUGAAGCGAUACCAUCAUUCUCUUUCAGUCAGAAGGAUGUAUUAAGUAAUAGCAAUCAAUCUAACAAAGAAUCAGGAUCAAUUAAAAUUAGGAGGAAUACUAAUGAAAUUAAUGCACCCGUGCAAAAAGUUUGUUGGCACAGUGGUAACAGUGUUACUAAAAACAGUUCUGGAUGCCUCCCAACAUCAUAUGGAGAUGGGGACAUUGCUCUUCAAGAGUUUUUGCCAUUUGACACAGAAAAUACAGAAGCAAGGAAAACUUCAGAGAAAGCUAAAGAGGUUUAUUGGGAGUGCAGCAAUUGUGCAAGUCCAAGCACAGUUUCUCCCUCAAUGUCUUUUGAGGAUGAUGAAGAUUUUGAAGAUGCAGAGCUGCCGAUUUUCUUUAUUGAUUCCAGAGAGCGAUUAUUUAUAGAUGACUGGGACUCAGAGUUGAGCAGCAACAACAGUCAUAACAUAGAUGAUGAAUGGAUAGAUGCCAACAGCAUGUAUGACAACCUAGACAACAAAUAUGAAGAGAUGAGACAGAAGAGAAGCCAAGAAGCUCCUCCCUUGUAUCCUCACCGAGCUCUUUUAUAUAUGGAAUGUACUGUUUGCCUGACAAAGUCAUAUUUAAGGCGACGAGUAUGUUGCGAUUUUCGUAUGUGCCAUGAAUGCAUGACAAUGUAUGUUUCUGUUAAAGUUAAUGAAGGCAAAGUUCAAAUAGAAUGCCCUAAUGAUAGAUGCAACGUCCUAGUACACAAGGAUGAAGUGAAUGAACGUCUUCCGAAUGAGAUGAAAGAAAAGUUUGCAAAAUUCCUGAUCGAUGCCAAUGCUGAUCCUUGUCAAAAGACCUGCCCUGAUUGUAGUAAAACCUUUACUAUUGAACCUGAAGUUUUGUCCAACAAGAAGAAGCUAAAGAAAGGCCUUAGAGUUAUCUGUCCACAAUGUUAUCUGGGAUGGUGUUUCCUUUGUCAUGCACCAUUUCAUUCCGGUGUGAGUUGCAAGCAGUACAGGAAAGGUGACAAGAUGGUGAAGAAAUGGGCUAAAGAACGUAGUUAUGGUCAAAGUAAUGCACAGAAAUGUCCCAAAUGUGGUGUGAGUAUCUCAAUACAUAAAAAAAUAAUGCAUUUAGAUAAACGUUUCAUUUAGAUAAACGUUGCAUUUAGAUAAAUGUUGCAUUAAGAUAAAUGUUGUAUUUAGAUAAAUGUUGCAUUUCAGUUUUAAAAUUUGAAAACAUUUCAUUUAAGAUUAAAAUAGAUACUAAUAGAGUAUAUACUAAUAAAACAGAUACAAAUAAUGGUUGCUUUUUCAGAUAUUAUUGGUCAAUGAAUAAUUUUUGUUCACUUGCAGCAUUAUGUAAAUGUCAAAAAUUAAAUAUUGUCAUUGACAAAUAAGUGCUUAAUAGGCUAGGUGCAAGUUUUUCAGCCAUAAGCAAGAAAUCAAUUCCUCAUACCAUAAUCUCAUUUAGCUGAAGAGUGUAAAACCCAACAGAGCAAUCCACAGUAAAUAUUUAAGGGAGCCUCAAGCGUAACCUUCAAAUUGUAGCUACUUUCAGUUUCAGAAAAUAUACAUUCUAGCAAUACAUGAUUCUAUAGCUAGCAAUACAUGAUUCUAUAGAUUUAAUUUAAUUUAAAAUGUCCACAAAAUAUAUACAUCUCACUAAUUUUUUGUGUGUACCGGUACAUGUUUUUGUUUAAGAGUUUUGCACAUUUUAUUAACUUGGGCUGCUUAUUGCCGGUGUUCAUCUUUAUCUUUUUGUUUAUGGGUUUGCCAUUUUUGUGCCACAGAUCUACAUUCAAAGAGUCCAUGGGUGUGAUCACAUGAAGUGCACUAAAUGCCACACAGAUUUCUGUUACCGUUGUGGAGACAGAUAUAUAAGCAUCAAGUUGCUAGGCAACCACUGGAGCCGAUUCUCUCCAUUUGGCUGCAAGUAUAGAUUGAUGCCCAAGAGGCCUGGCCUGCGAAGGUUUAUACGAGGAGCAAACUUUGGUGGGUUUUCUUAUUUUAAAAUACACCAAUAUUUUUUUAAAAUAUUGUAUACAUGGGAUCAUUAGCAAAAUAUAAAACAAAGAUUCAUUUAAUGAAUAAUCCUACUUAUCAACCAGAACUCAAUACUGGAAACACUGAUGAUAAAAACAUUUGUUUUCUGUUUUAAAGCUGCACGUCUGGUGGCUGGAAUGGUUCUAGCUGGACUUGGGCUAGCUGCUGGCGCAGUCCUCGUAGGAGCCAGUGUUUUCAUUGUCCCUGGCUAUGGAAUAUUCAUGUUGAAACAACAUCUGUGGCGCAAGAAGCAGCUCAAGAAGUUCACCAAGCAGAAGAUGAUGAUGAUUGCAUUAGCUGAAGGAGAGCGGGCGGAGAAAGAAAGGGACCUUUUUACACACCGUAAGUGGUCUUUUGGGACACACAGUAAAGGGUUACUUUUCUUCUCUUCUCCUAUAUUUUGAGGGUCCACGAUCUAUGUAUUGAUCAUUCUGGUUCCUAUGUCUGUAGAGGGGUUCACGAUGUAACUGUGCAUGGUUUUGAAGAGGAUACUUCACUGGUUGCAAAGGCUACUCAGUGGUGGUAUUAAGAACUAGGUGUUGGAAGACAGGAGGCAAUAGAUGCAAACGUGUCAAGUGUAGUCGCCUCAACUGUUCCUUUGGAAGCUUGUUACAGUCCCUGAUUGUCUUUGGCAGGAAUUAGGAGUUCUUGUACACAGUUCUUGUUUUUAUGAGCCGGAGCUGCCUGUCAUGGCCUUGUCGCUGUCAAGGUUGGGGGAGGUACAAGUUUCUGGAGCAGUGGGCCAGCCCAUUUUUUAUCAUGUACAUCAUGAAUAGUCAUUGUGGUUCCUCCACUGGUGAUCAGUCCAGUUUAUCCAGCAUGCUACCAACACUUGAGGUGUUUCUGUAGUGUUUUAGGACAAAUGAACUAAUGAAUUUGAAAAUUCAUUGAACCCAGCCUAAAGUCUUCAUGAGAAAGACAUUUUAAAUAUUACUUGUCUGUGUGAAUGAUAUAUUUUACAUUUCUUUUUUUUUUAAUGAUAAUAUAUUUAUUACUUUUUGUUUUUUCAGUAAUCAAAUAUAAAAAUAUUUAGGAUAAAUUUAAUAAUAAAAUAAUUGAAGUUGAUUAAAACAAUAUUUAUGUCAUUUUAUUUUUGCGUUGAAUAUAUCAGCUUUUUGGUGGGUUUAGAAAUUUAAAAGUAUAUUUUUGUUGUAAGUUCAAUCCAUGUGUUCCACAAAUAAAAUCAUGCAGUGAUUUAAAAGUUUGAGGCAAUUACACACUAUUUUUUUCUCCAGGGGUAAUUCAAAAUAAUCAAGGAACAUCCAGUGUAUAUGAACAGAUGGCUGUAGAAAAUGGUGAAGACUCAAAGCAGGUCAGGGUCAUAGUUCACAGGUCACUCAGCUUCAACCCAGAGGAGUCAAAGGAUGUCACCAAUAAUGUCUAUGUCAACAAGUACACUGCUGAUGGCACUGAAGUAACAAUCUCCAGAGUGGGCGGGGAGAGUUCUGAUGGUGUUGUUGUUGUUGCUGAUGUAUCAGGAGUGCAAAAUGCUGGAGGAUACCUGACUGUCGUGGCUAAUGUCAUUUCAAAAGUUAGUCAGGCCACUGACACUAAUCACAGGGAGACGGAUCAGAACGUCAAUUUACCAACUGCUGAACUUUCAGGGAAGGGUUCCACAGAAAGUUUUGGUAACACUGGGACAGAGACUUUGAAGGAAGGACUGGAGAAAAAUAUUCCUGACACCACUGACAGCAUUACUUUAAGGAAAGAUAGGUCUGACGCCACUAUAGAGUCUAGCUCGGCAAACAGUGAUCACCAGGAUUCAGGGUUUGAUGAGAAAGAAUUCGAUGUGUAUCCUUGUGAAGACAUACCAGGAGAGAACUUUCAGCAAGUAAUGGAACAAAGAACAGACCAGGACAGUCAAAUUGUAGGAUUGGCUCCACUAGGGCAUGAUCCCAACAAACUUGACCAUUUCCAAUGCAAACUGAAAGGUGAUACAGACAGUGUGGAAGGCGAUAACAAUGGUUGUUUUGGAAAUAUCUUUUCUAAGCGGAUUCAGACUUCACCAAUGACAUCCGAAGAGCUGACUUGUAAAAGCCCAAUGCCCAAUUUGCCAAAGAAAUUCUUGAGCAUAAGGGCAGCUACUUGGGAGAAGUGCCACUGUGAUAAAAUGCAGUCGCUGCUAAGGUUGUCUGCCUUGGAUCAGAAAGUAGAGAAAAAUAUUUCAAGAUCACCAACAUCGGUGACUGUACAAAGGGAAACAACCAGCCACACCCCAAGCCUGGUCAGCUCUGUCAGUGCUCACCAGCUCUCUGUCGGAGAAUUAACAUUAGACCUCAACCGCGGCAACAGCACAUGCAUGAAAGAUGUGCUGGGUGAAAAUGUAAACAUUGAAAUUGAUAGAGGCAACGACAGCCCCAUAGAGGUAAAACAUGUAGAUUGUGUCGUCCAAUGUUCUUCAGGUCACCCAGCUCAAGGGUCAGUCCCAGCAUCUUCUAAUCAGCUUAGCCUAGAGCAGAAGCUCUCAGAAUCUUUCUCUGAUGACCAUCCUGUUUCUCAUCAUGGACUGGUCACUUAUCUUUAAUCCCAUUGCUCCUCUUUCAAACCUCACCCCCUCGUAGCCUUUAACACAUAUGCUCUUAGACUUUAUCUGCUCCUGCAACCUGUUUACUUGUGAACCACUAGUACUUUAGUGAUUUCUUGUGUAUAUAUCAGACCUGUUUACUCUUACGAUUUUUGCGUACAAUGUACGAUUAUGAGGUGUAUACUUUAUACAACAUACUGUAUGAUUAUUUUUUUACUAUUAGAUUGAUAAUGUAUUGAAAGAUUUUGUGAUGAUAUUGUACGAUUUUAAGAGUUUGAGGGUAAACAGGUCUGACAUAUAAUUUCAUUUGCACAUAAUAGUUAUUGAAUUAACAUAUAUUUUAGAGGCCGGAUUUAAAAGAUAGUCUGGCAAAACCUUUCCAUAGUCUGCUAUCUAAAAUAUUAUCGCAGUAACAUUUUUUGUUAAAGAAGUUUGGAAUCUGAAAUUACUAUGUAUAUAGAAAUAGACGCGACAUUCAGCCACUGUCAGCUUAAGAUCGUCUGCAGUGACCUACUUUCUCAAUUUUUCUAAUGUCCACUGGCCUCAGAAUUAAUAGAAUCACUUUAGACAAUCUGCUUCAUUUUAAAAUACUUCACACAGGUUUUAGACUUACAAUUCAAAGUAGAUUAUAUAAAAAAUUUCAAAUUGAUCCAUUUGUCUUAUUUCUGUUAGAGAUUACAAUAGUUCACUCCCAUCAUUGCCCAUAUUUCUGUUAGAGAUUACAAUAGUUCACUCCCAUCAUUGCCCACCUCAAUCCCUCAGUAAAAUGCUGACAUUGGUCACGGUUAUUUUUAAAUCAUUCAUCUUAACAUCGCUUUUGUUCAUGUGUUUCUGGCUGGCAAAAUCUACAGAUGGCUAAUGAAGCCACUUCAGUCAACCUUUCAAGCUGAAACUUGGCAUAUAGACUCAUUGCAGAUGAAAACAAAUUCUUUCAAAUUUUCAGCCCCACAUCCCAACCCACAAAAAUAAGUUUUUCCUGUUUUUCAAGGAGAAGAUAAAGGAAACAUGAUGAGACUGAUUUUACGAAAUAAAAUUCCCGAUAACUGCAUUAAAUGAGAUUCUUUUUAAAAAAAAUAUCGCAAAUGCAUUGGUGUGUAAUAUUUUCUUUUUUUUUUCUUCUGAAAAGGUGAAAUAAAUCUAUAGUGUUAAAGUGAGUGGUACAAUAGAAUAUAAAAUAAAAUAAUUAAAAAUGGAUAUAAAGGAUUUAAACUAAAACUUUAUUAGGGGUUGUUUAGUUUCAUUAGCCAUGUUAAAAAUAUUUUUAAAAGCGCAGUUUUAUUGUUCUGCAUGUGUUUUGUUUGUUUUUUUAACAUGAAGAUGGGUUUAGUUCAAUCAUAAAAACUGUUUUGUACUGAGGUACAUUUAGUAAAAUACAUAGAGCAAACAAAUUCACCCAAAUUUAUCAACAUGCGUUUUUAAGCUGAAACAAUUUAAGACACUGUAAAAUAAAAAAUUGUAGUUCUAUUACUGUAGUUUGGAAUGAGGGAUGGAACUGUUGAAAACAGCCCAAGUUAUUUAACAAUGCAAAUUACUGUUACCAAAAAAUUGUUUUUAGUGCCUGUUAAUUUCACGAGUAUUGUCAAUGAUUUUCAAAAUUGUAUUCUUUUCUGACAUAUAUUUUUGACAUUUAUAAUGUUAUUUUACAG
Messenger RNA from Lymnaea stagnalis (great pond snail), 6919 nucleotides. NCBI's taxonomy places the organism in Eukaryota, Metazoa, Mollusca, Gastropoda, Lymnaeidae. The record is from the annotation of a GenBank genome assembly.